UGACCGCCGCCACAAAGCGCAGGUCAGAGCACGGCCGGCCGACGCGGCGGACGACACGCUCCGGCGGGAUGAACUCGUCUCGAGCUGGGGCCAACCUGGCGCCAGAACAUGAAGAGAAACCUCCCGCUUCAGACAUGAAGGACCAGGAACAGGACAGGCAGAGGCUCUGGAUCGCCACAACAGAACGGCGAUACCUAGAAGCGCUGAUCGACGAAGCCAGUCAGCAGCUGGCGCUCAGGGACAGCUUUAUUCAGGAGCAGGAGGAAAGCUUGCAUCAGAAACACUGUCGGCAGAGUACGGACAGUGACCUCCCGGAGCUCUGCGACCACGUGCUGUCAGCCUCUGAAUUUCUCAGCGCCACGUUCGACGCAGUAGUGCGUCGGUGCCAGACGUUAACGUGCGAGAGCGUCACGCCGAUGGCCGGGCGCCGCACGCGGCAGGCGCCGGACGGCGGGCUCUGCGCGGCCCCGGCUGCUGCGCCGCUCGGAUCCUCUCCAACGGCGCAGCGCGGAAGAGACGGCGACCGCCAGCCGGCGGGCGUCGCCGUGCCAGCGGCGUCACGCGGCGCCGUAUCACGAGACGGGGCGCCGCUGGGGCGCCGGUGCGACGUCGCGUCGACGCCGACGAUGCAGACGACGCCGACGCAGACGGUAGAUGACCCACUGCCGGCGGAGCUGGAGGCGUGUCUGCAGCAGAACGCGCUGCUGGCGGACCGGUGCGAGGAGCAGGCGGACCUGCUGCGCGAGCAGACCGAACUAAUGCACAGGCUGCAUAGCCAGCUGAGCCGUAGCGCCACCGAGAACGAGCGCGUGCAGCGUCAGCUGCGGCUGGUGAACGCGCUGUUCGAGCAGCUGCAGCGGCAGGAGGCCGAGGGAGAGGCGGCACUCGAGGCUAGCCGCCGCGCCGAGUCGAGCGCCGCGGAGCCGUCCGAGCCGGGCGUGCCGGACGCCGACCAGCCCAACGGCCUUGUGGAGCGCGUGGACACGCCGCACGGCCGGCGCCUCGUCAUCCACGUCAGCAAGACGUACCUGCGCCUGCGCGACCUCAUCCUGGAGAAGCGCGCCCUCCUCAGCGAGAUCGACAAGCUGAAGGGCUUCAACGUGCAGCUGGAGCGUCGCCUGAAUCGGCAGGAGCAGCGGCUGUCGAGCGUGGCGGCCGAGCUGCACAGCACCUGGGGCCUCGUGACCAAGCUCAAGAUCCAGCACGCCCAGCUGCACACGACCGAGUCCGUGCUGCGCUACGAGCUGCGCGAGAAGCGCCGCCUGCUGAACCGGCUGCGCGACGAGCUGGAGGGCUCGCGCCAGCGCUCGGCGCUCGCCAGCCGGCUCAACGCCGAGUCGGAGCUCGAGUGGCGCGCGCUGCGCCGCGAGCUCGACCAGCGCAAGCGCGAGCUGGUGCGCCAGCCUCACGUGGAGGAGGAGGAGCCGCCAGUGCAGGCGAGCGACGUGGAGAGGGACGGUGUGGCGGGCGAGCACACCAUUGGCAGCGUCUCGCCGGAGCCCGAGCACGAGGAUACACCGGACUCAUCGGAGCUGCCGGAGUCGCCGGGCUCUGUGGAUUCGUCCGAGCUGCCGGAUACGGCGGAGGCGCGUGACUCGAGUGGGCCGCGCCCGGCCGGCCGCCUGCGCACCCUCGAGCACCAAUGUCAGGAGCUGUACACGCGGCUGGUAUCGACCACGGCACGCCAGGUGGCGCUGAGCUCGCGGCUGGCCGAGCUGCACACGCUGCACGGCACCAGCGAGACGGCCUCGCUGGCCAGCACUAGCACCGACACGGCCUACGCCAGCAGCGAGCCGCAGCAGACGCCGUCCGAGGCUGAGGCCGACGAGCUGCCAAACUAUGCGCGCAUGCGCACGGAGCGUAGCGAGCACCGGCGCCGCGGCCGCGAGGAUAGCACGGCCAAGCGGCACCUGGAGCAGCGCGUGCAGGAGCUGGAGCUGCGCGUGCAGCAGGAGCAGGCGCUCCGGAUGCAGCCCGGUCCUUACUUCACGGAGACAGUCGGUAUGUCAGACGCUGCCGAGAAUUCUGAGACGCCACCAGACAACAGCGCCCCAGCCGCCUGUAGCGGUGUUGCGAACAAUGCCCGCCUCAGCGGGAGCAGCGCCACCGUCGCGGCAAGCAGCACACACGGCUCUGACGCGUCGGAGGCUACGCUCGUGGAGUCGGGCGGUGACGCUGGCCCGUUGGAGCCAGCUGACACCACUCUCACGGACCGUCACCUCGCAUCGACGGGAGGCAGCCCCACGGCUCGAAACGAGAUAACGAUCACGGAACACAGUGAAGCCUCCGGGCAGGAAGAAGUCGACGUCACAGAGCGAAGGGAAGAAGCUGUCACAGGGCGCAAUUACGCCAAGGAACAGGACGUGGCCCCUGUCACAGCGAGGAGCGCGGCCAUGGAGCGGAGAGAAGCCACUGACACAGAGCGGAGAGGAGUCACGGCCACAGAACGAAACGACGUCACGGAACAGGCCGUGCCCACUGCUGCAAGGCGGAGCGAAGCAGCGGAGGCGGACAACGACACAGGCAGAAGCCACGACCAGGAACGGAACGAGUCAGACCAGCCUGGGGAGGCCUGGCAGGGGAGCGCCGCGGAGCAGGCCGCGGUGCCGAGCGGCAGCGGCAGCGCCGCGGCCGGGGCGACGGGCAGCGAGCCGGGCGAGUCCGAGUUCGGGCGACUGCAGCGCCACCUGACCGACGCCAGGGCACAGCUGCGCUCCGUCCAGGCGGACUGCAGCACGGCCAGGCGGGAGCUAGAGCGGAUGCAUGCCCAAAUGAGCAGCGACGACCUCGCCCGGGCUCCACCCGCCAAGGAUUUGAAGGAGUCGGCGCACGCUUCUGACGAACUACAGGAUUGUCGCCCCGCGGUGUGCUGCGCAUGGCACGGUGGACGCAUGAACUACGAGGAAUUCAAAAGACGUCUGGCCGGCCCGCUCGACCGCCGGCCCGCGUCCGGUACGGCCGGCAAACACCGGACCCGGCGCCUCGCCAGCUGCCAGAGCUGUCAGGCCCCGUUCCGUUUGCUGACCGCCCGCCGACACGGCUGCCGCUCCUGCGCCGGUGUGUUCUGCAGGGGGUGCGCCUGCGUCGUGAUCCACCAGGCGAGGCGGAAAGUGAGAAUCUGCGUGGAAUGCUUCUACAAGCUCACUCAGCCGUCACAGUCUUCGGAAAAGGACCCACGAGGCGAAGAAGGUGUUUCCCGCUGCGCCGACAGAGCGCGGCUGUCCGGAGGCUGUGCUGACGUCACAGUUGAAGAGCUACCUGCCUAG
Pollicipes pollicipes is the source of this 3266-nucleotide messenger RNA. RefSeq lists its product as uncharacterized. The record is from RefSeq and is a predicted model, not a curated record. The transcript has 12 exons. Bases 69 to 3266 code for a protein of 1065 amino acids. NCBI's taxonomy places the organism in Eukaryota, Metazoa, Arthropoda, Thecostraca, Pollicipedomorpha, Pollicipedidae. Gene Ontology annotation, molecular function: metal ion binding.